Molecule: messenger RNA, 1158 nt
Organism: Capsaspora owczarzaki ATCC 30864
Lineage: Eukaryota; Filasterea; Ministeriida; Capsasporidae
Exons: 2
Coding region: 252-863 (203 amino acids)
Source: RefSeq, a predicted model, not a curated record
AGCAACAACUAGAAGGAAGAAAAAAAGGACAAAAACUCACUUUUUUGAUCUUCCUCUUGUUUUGUUUCUGUUUGGAUGGCAGAAUCGAGCGACUACCUCUUCCCUCCGGUUUCAGCUUGAAUAGCUCUCUUGUUUGAUUCUUCUUGGCAAAGGAAGGAAACAAAAAAAACAAAGCAAUCCAACUGACCAAGCAAAAAACCCCCCUCCAAAAAACCCCAAGGACACUCCUGACUCAUUCAGCUUAAAAGACAAUGCCGUCCAAUGCUUGCAUUCUCGGGACGUUUGUCUUCUUUAUGACCGCGUCGGGAUGUCUGACAAUCGCAGCGCUGCUGACCAAAGACUGGAUCCACCAAACAUACACGCUCCACGGUUUGGUCUAUCCCAACACGCCCGUCGCGGGCACAAACACAACCGUCCACCAGUACCAAGGCAUUGCGCAUGGCACCGCCGAAAGCCCCUGCAUUGUCUGGAUUGUUAACAACACUGGCGACGGCACCGAAGACUGCCCCUUCCUCGACCCCUCGCUCAUCAAGAGCGACGCCCAACGCUCCGUCUACGGUCUCAUGGUCUCGGGCAUUGUCUUUUGCUUCCUGUCGAUGAUCACUGGCCUCAUCACUUGCCGCAAGCCCUCAGCACUGCAGCCCACCAAGUCGUUCAUGUACUUGACAUUGGUGUGCUUGGUUGCUGCCUGCAUAGUCUUCCCCGUCAUGUUCAAGGACCCUCCGAUCAAUGGCUCGGCUUUCGACUACCCCAGCACCUGGGCCAUUGGCUUUUCGUACGCCAUUGCCGUUGUUGGCGCAGCCCUGGUGUUUGGCGGUCAAAUUGUCAUCAGCUGUUAUCAAGACGACGAGAUUGAAGUUUAAGCUCGUUCUCCCUCGUUUUUUUCGUCCGAUCCCCCCCCCUUUCGAUGUCCACUUUUUUUUGGCGCUUCUUUCCUGGGCCAACCAGCGUGCCAGUUUCUCGACAGGACUGCGAGAAGCUUUACACGAGACUGCGUGCCUGCAGUUCGUUGGUUCGUUUUUUUUUCUUUUCUUUUUUCCUUGUGAUUCCCCCCUUUUCAGUUUUUGUUUUCUGUCCGCUUCUCAUAGUUUUUUUGUUGUUGUGGAUGUGAUAAUUAUGAUGAUGCUGUGUUGUCUGCGAAUAUAUCGUUUUUCUGAG